GUCACAAACGCGCGGCAACCCGAAAUAUCACCACGCGACCGGCGACCGAUCCCGUAUCUCCAUUUUACGAUUUUGGAUUCCCCCUUAAAAGUGCUCGGAUUACGGCCACCUCAUUCAAAGUCUGUGAGUCUUGAUUCCGGUCGAGUCUGUGAAAGGGUGAGGAAAUUACAGUCGAGAUGCUGCGAGGAGUUUUCUCAUUGGUGCUGCUGGUGGCUUGCUUCCCAGAGGACUCGACAGCAGGCAGUGAUUAUGGCAGCUCUGUCCCUGGAUUCAACUUCGCGCGGACUUACUUCCCCAGGGUAGCUCUGAGCGCUAACAGCGGACAGUUUCAGAGCUACCAAGGUCUGCGGAACAUUACUGCUUGGCGGCCGAAAUUUGGCAAAGAGUCCGUUUCGAUUUCUCAGACGACGACCCUUCCGAGCACGUAUGUGGUGUACCAGGACGCGUUGGGAAGCGCGGGCCUCCUGCGGAAGAAUGGGCCGGUCACGGCCGGACUCACCUCUAGCACCUACAAGCUCAUCCUCACCGCCAACGGCAAUUCCAGCAACAACAGCUCCGGCAACAGCACCUCCUGCCAGCUCGAUCUCCAGAUUGAUGUGCUAUGCGUGGAUGUGGAUCUGAAUCUACGUGGUUUAGGUCUGGUGGGUGGCCUGAUUCGGCUGGCCUUUGGGGCUUAUAACCAGAUCAGGCAAACGAUCUCCGCAUCUCUCCAAGACGCGCUGUCCACAAUCGUCACCGAGCAGGUCACCAACGACCUGGCCAACCGCCUCGACCUGGACGCCCUUUGUCAGACCCUCGCUGCGAGCAACUCUACUUCCUAUCCGCAACCACUAGUAUAGCCGCCGGACUUGCCGCUCACUUUAAUAAAGUGGCCAUUUUUCAAAGUUGUCAGUGCUGGACUUCGCCCAUUUAAAUUAAUCAAAGUAAGACAUUUAUAGACACUGUAUUUUGAAAAUCCCUCACUAACAAUCAACAAGGUUGCCGCAGAAUUUAGAAAGUGAAUUUCCCAGACAUUUCCCUGAUUUCCCUGACACAUUCUGGCGAAAUUCCCUGACAAUUGAAGAUGUGACGGAUGGUUAAGAAAACAUAAUUGAAAAUAGUUUUCAGGAAAAAGGUGUUGUUCGAAACCUCAAACCCAUUCUAGAAAGCAAAUCAAGGUGAUUUAACACAUUUUCCCUGACAUUUUCGUCAUUUUCUCUGACAUUUCCCGGUUUUCCCUGACUUCUUAAAAUUCCCCGACAUUUCCCGGUUUUCCCUAACUGUGGCAGCCCUGAAUACAACCGGGUGAGGCUUAAAACCUCUAUGGCAUGAAUCAAUUUUGGAUCUCAGAUUCUGGGGGACGAUCAUCUAUUUUGUAGCUACUUGCAUACAAAUCAGAGUACUCAUUGUUUUUCAAAAUUUUGAAUUUUUGGGAAUCAGAUUUCAAAAAAAGAAAAACUAAUGAAAUUUGCGAAAUUAUGCCACAGAGGAAAUAUUUAAUUUUCAAAAAUCCGAAAUAUACGUUGUUGCGAAUUUGUUUCGAUAUGCCAUAGAGGGUUGAGUGGAUUGUACUUCUAAGAAAGGAACCGGGAGCAUUCCAACGUCGCUGAGAUUGCGCAACUGUGCUCACCUUGCAAAUAUAAACUAGUCAUCCAAACAAAGUUUCACCUUCACUUCCAAAAAAAUAUUAAGUCAAUACGAUAAUUUCCUUCGUAAAUUUAAUUUUUCAACGAUUUCAGUAAUUUUAUUGCAAAGAGUGUAAGUUGCAUAAUUCUAGCAACAUUGGAAUGCUCUUGGUUCUCUUUUGCGAAGUGCAAGCCAAGUUAAGUUCAGCAGCCAAGGCUGGUGUUCGCCAUUAGUGAUGAUUGGUGAGCAACUUGAUGAGCAACUUGUUGAGCAUAAAAUUCGCCAAAUAAUAACUGAUGAAUGUCGAGGUGAGCUUUUUGCAGGGCGAGUUUUUGCAAAUUAAGUAAGAUUUCUUAAACUAAUUUUUCAACUAUUUAGUCAGGAAUCAUCAAUUCACCGUGAGGCGCAUUAGAGCGUUGAAUUCCAAAAUUAACUGUUGGCAUUGAAAGAAAGAUAGCAAAGUGGAGUCUCAUAAAAUAUAGUGUCUCUGAGGACGAUACAUUUUUGAAGAUGGAGGGAAAUAGUGAAAAAACAGUGUUGCCAACCUGCAAAAACCAACCAAUGGCGUGGCAAGCAAGAUCGAAUAGUAUCGAUAUUUCCCCAUUUGAAGUUAAGGUAAAGAAUCAAUUAUUAAGGUGUUCGUUGCGAACACCCUCUGUAUCGAUAUUUCUCUAUGGGUUUAAAUGGAAGAUCAAUCGAUAUAUCGCAAAACAUGUCACGCCACUAGAACCAACUCUACUAAAAUGUACCACGGUGAGUGAAACGUAGGUAUGUUCCUCCAAAACUGACUGGAUGGAUUUAAACAAGAUCACCCUAACUGCAUCAAACGCUGCCUGGUAUUUUCUUUGAUUUUAUCUUUUGAACGGAGCCUUAGCAAAGUUCUGCCUUGAAACUUUGAGAUAGAAAUUCUUUGCAAUCUAGGUGAAAUUCGCGAUAAAUAUCAAAGAAUUUUGCUUUAAGGCUAAGGUAGAAAAAAAAAAGUAUAUGAAGAGAAAUGCGGCAACAUAAAAUGCUGUUAGACUAAUUAUGGGUAAAGUGGUUCGAUGCAUAUUAUACUUGCGUUUCAAUUACUUCGAUCGAUACCUGUCUACCACCGAAUAGCUCUGGGAAGGGCUGGUUUUUAGGGCUCAAGUUCCUGUAUUUUAAAUGUUAUCAGGACGUUUUAUGUAUAAACAUUUGACCUAGAGCACGUUUGGCCGACAACGUACGCCCUACAUACCUCUGACCUACACGACUUCUGCCAAAAAGUGUAGGUCAAAUGGUCUUAUAGGUAAAACGUCGUGCAACCCCUUGAAUAGUUAUGUAAGGUCUUAGUGCUAUGAUUUUAAGUUUACCAAAUUGUAUAAAUCUGUUAUAGGCAUGUUUUGAUUAAAUGUUUGAUUUCAUUGUUUUUUUUAA
Bemisia tabaci is the source of this 3003-nucleotide messenger RNA. RefSeq lists its product as uncharacterized. Lineage: Eukaryota; Metazoa; Arthropoda; Insecta; Hemiptera; Aleyrodidae. The record is from RefSeq and is a predicted model, not a curated record.